UUUUAACUUCUUAAAAUAUUAAAACUUAAUAUCUUUAUCAAAUCUUAAUAAUAUAAAUAUAACUUCGUAUUAUUUAUACAAUACAAUAUGUGUAAAAUUUGCACGUAAUGUUAGGUAAAUUUGAUACAAUAUUUCUCUGGAUAAUAUUUUAAUGUUAUUUACAUAAAGUGCUUUUACUUUUAUUAUCCAAUAAAUGAUUUUAUGUCAUAAAUAUUCUAAGGAUAAGAAACGUAAUUAUAUUCAAAAUACAUAUUCAAUAAAACAAAUAGUGCAAACUAUUUCCAAAUAGUAGAAUUAAACAUGUCAACAUUGGAAAAUAAGAUUUUAGGCGAAAAAUUACAUUAUUAUUGUAGUAGUUCUAGUGAAGAUGAAGAAAAUGAUUCUGCAGAUUCAGAUAAAGAAACAGAGGAUGAAAAAUAUCCACAAAUAAUUACAAAUUCUAUAGAACCAUCAUUUUCAGAAUGGGAUGGUACUUCUAGCAACACAGGACCAAAGGGUGUUAUAAAAGAUUGGCAACGAUACAAACAGUUGCAAGCAGAAAAAAGAAAUGAACAAGACAAGGAAAGAAUUAAAUUAAUAAAAAAAUUGAGUUUAACAUGUCGUAGUUCUUUAGAUGAAGAAAAAGAAAAAAUCAUGCAAACUGAUCCUGAUCUUGCUGAAUUAUUAACUGAUGAAUUUCUUUUAGAAUAUCAAAAACAAAGAAUGAAAGAAAUGCUUGCAAAAACUGAGAAACUUCGUUUUGGCAGAAUAAUUAAUUUAGAAACUGCAGAUCAAUUUUUAGAAGCAGUUGACAAUGAAGAAAAAUCAAUAACAAUUGUUGUUCAUAUUUAUGAAAAUAAUAUUCCUGGCUGUGAAGCUAUGAAUGGGUCUCUAAUAUCUGUUGCAGAUGAUUAUCCAUAUGUAAAAUUUUGUAAAAUUUUAGGUUCAGUAGCUGGACUCAGUAAACAUUUUAAAAAAGAAGGAGUUCCAGCUUUAUUAGUUUAUAAAGCUGGUCAAAUAAUAGGUAAUUUUGUUCAUAUAACAGAUUAUUUAGGAGAAGAUUUUUAUGCCUCUGAUGUUGAAACCUUUUUAAUUGAACAUGGAAUGCUUAUUGAUAAAAAUUGUAUACCUGUUAUAACUAUACAAGAUAAACAAACAUUAUCAGAUAGUGAAUAAAUAAAAUAAAUAUAUGUUUUUA
Messenger RNA from Apis laboriosa (Himalayan honeybee), 1177 nucleotides. Its product is annotated as phosducin-like protein. Gene Ontology annotation, biological process: regulation of G protein-coupled receptor signaling pathway. The coding region runs from base 301 to 1155 and encodes 284 amino acids. Lineage: Eukaryota; Metazoa; Arthropoda; Insecta; Hymenoptera; Apidae. The record is from RefSeq and is a predicted model, not a curated record. The transcript has 3 exons.